Passer domesticus (house sparrow) is the source of this 943-nucleotide messenger RNA. It is a transcript of the gene SYCN, whose product is annotated as syncollin. The record is from RefSeq and is a predicted model, not a curated record. Gene Ontology annotation, biological process: exocytosis. Gene Ontology annotation, cellular component: secretory granule membrane. Lineage: Eukaryota; Metazoa; Chordata; Aves; Passeriformes; Passeridae.
CGGGCUAUAAGCGCCCCGCCAAGCCCCGGCUCGGCCCGGGCAGGUGCCAGCCAUGGCGUGGGCACUGGUGACGAUGCUGGCCGUGCUGGCGGCCGCGCUGGCACGGGGGGCAGAGGCGCAGUGCCCCGCGGCCGCCGACCUGCGCCCCGCCAACGGCACGCGGCUGUGCGCGCUGCUCUACGCCGACAACAGCCCCUACUACGAGCAGUGCUGCGCCGGGGACGCGCUGCCGGUGCUGCCGGGCAGCGACGUGCCCUACAUGCCCCACGGCUGGGCCGGCCGCGUCUCCUCGCUGGUGGUGGGCACCCGCUGCGAGCUGACCGUGUGGUCGCGCCGCGCCAAGCGGGGCAGCACGCGGCGCUUCGGCGCGGGCGCGGUGCCGCGGCUGCAGGAGGUGCGGCGCGGGCUCUUCGGGGACUGGAACGACGCCAUCCGCGCCUUCUACUGCACCUGCAAGUGAGCGGCGGCGCGGGGCCGGGGCGGCGGUGCUGGCACGGGGGCACGCCGGGCAGCGGGAGGUGACAACGCGGGUCAGGAUGUGCCAGUGUGGGCCAGAGUGGGUCAGCCUGAGCCAACGCGGGCCAGCGCGGGUCAGGAUGUGCCAGCGCGUGUUACCAUGGGCCAACGCGGGUCAGCGUGUGCCAACGUGGAUCAGGAUGUGCCAAUGUGGGCCGACGUGGGUCAGCCUGAGCCAACGUGGGUCACAAUGUGCCAGCGUGGGUCAGGACGUGCCAGCGUGCGCCACCACGGGCCGACGUGAGCCAGCGCGGGUCAGCCUGAGCCAACGUGGGCCAAACCACCCCCAAGCUGGCCAAGAGGUGUUGGCGUGAGCCAAGACGAGCCGACACAAACCAGCCAGCCCUGGCCAAGAUUCACCAUCGGGCGCCGACCCAGGCCAAGCCAAGCCGAGCCGAGCUGAGCCAAGCCGACCCAGGCCAAGCCA